Molecule: messenger RNA, 1317 nt
Organism: Fonsecaea erecta
Lineage: Eukaryota; Fungi; Ascomycota; Eurotiomycetes; Chaetothyriales; Herpotrichiellaceae
Exons: 1
Coding region: 1-1317 (438 amino acids)
Biological process (GO): dephosphorylation
Molecular function (GO): phosphoprotein phosphatase activity
Source: RefSeq, a predicted model, not a curated record
AUGGCCGAGACGUUACCAACCUCGGCACCGAACGACAACUACAACAACAUCGCCGCCGCCGCCGCCGACCCCAAGGCUCCCCAGCCAGAACACCCCUACCAGCCCUACAUGGACGUGCGACCACCCCCCACCGCCAACCUCAGCGACGCCAACGGCAUGCCGCUGACCGACAAGGAGGUCGACGCCGCCCGGGAGCAGGAGGCGCGGGCCGAGCGCGAGGCCACCCCGGAGCCCAGCGACUUCAGCAUCGCCUUCCCGCCCAACCUGCCCAUGCCGCCCUUCUUGCACGUCCAGGGUGUGCCCAACUUCCGUGAGCUGGGCGGCUAUCGGUGCCAGCCGCCCUCGUCGGCGUCGGCGUCGGCGCCCCCGCCGCCCAACAAAACCUAUGUCUUGUCGAGACGCAUCCUCUACCGCUGUGCCCACCCCACCCACUUGACCGCCCUCGGGGCCGCCUACAUGACCAACUUCCUCCGCGUCCACGACAUGUACGAUCUGCGUUCCGCGCCCGAGAUCAGUCGGCUCGCCGGCACCGUGGCGGCCAGCGACAAGAGCGUCUACCCUCUCGCCAGUCCCGUGUCCGGGUGUCUGGAUGAAGUCCCGGGCAUCAGGAGGCACUUUGUCCCCGUCUACCAAACCGAGGACUACGGCCCCGUGGCCCUCGCGAGGAAGUUGCAGUGGUACACGGCCGAGCACUCCCACGACGAAGAAGUCGGCUACGCCUACUCCGAGGGGUUCGUCCGAGCGUAUCGGGACAUUGCCACGCACGGCGCCGGCGCCUACACCGUCAUGUUCCGCCACCUGCUGGAGCGCCCGCACGAGCCCUUGGUGUUCCACUGCACGGCCGGCAAGGACCGCACCGGGGUCUUCGCGGCGCUGGUGAUGAAGCUGGUCGGCGUGGACGAGGACACCAUCUGCUGGGAGUACGCCCUGACCGAGCCCGGGCUGGGCGGCUGGCGGAAGGAGUUCAUCGAGCGGAUCGCCAAGACCGGGCUGGGCGGUGGUGGCGGCAAGCCCCAGCACCAGCAGCAGGUCGUCACUGGGGAGCGGGAGAACGGGCGACCGGCCGUCUCGCGCGAAGAGGCCGCCCGCAUCUGCGGCAGCCGUGCCGGCAACAUGCGCGCCUUCCUGCGCACCGUGCUGGCGGACGAGUUCGGCGGCGUCACCAACUACCUGACCCGCAUGUGUGGGUUCAGCGAGGACGAGGUGGUCCGCCUGCGGGACAAUCUGAUCGAGCUGGUCGACGCGGACGGAGAGGAAGUCCUGGGAAUGGUUGAGAUCGACGGAUGGACUGCCGAGGGGGGCUGUGUGGACGACUGA